Chelmon rostratus (copperband butterflyfish) is the source of this 1743-nucleotide messenger RNA. Its product is annotated as transmembrane protein 138-like. Lineage: Eukaryota; Metazoa; Chordata; Actinopteri; Chaetodontiformes; Chaetodontidae. Bases 827 to 1159 code for a protein of 110 amino acids. The transcript is spliced from 5 exons. The record is from RefSeq and is a predicted model, not a curated record. Gene Ontology annotation, cellular component: cilium.
AGUGCCUACUUAACUAAUACUCGCAGUGGUGCAGCAGUAGUGAAAGGAGGACCUGCUUUCUCAGUCUACAACAAACAAGUGAAGAAAUAGUUUUAAUGUAAUGGAUGAGAAGUAACCUGAAGGAAUACCUCAAGAGCUGCUACUGGGAUAUCGCUGAAUAUCAUCAGAAAAAGAUGCUCUCAUGAGAAAGAAGCUGCUUUUCUACUUAACGAGCCUCUGCUGGUUUUACUUGGGCGCUGAUAUUUCACCAGUUUUGAUAAGAAACCCUUUGCUAUCGCAGCUUGCCAAUGCUGAAGGUUUUCACCACACCACAUCUGCUCAUGUUGGAGCUGUGAAAACCAGCUGCUGUGACAUGCUGACAGCCGUGACUUCCAUGCGACUCAUCCCAAAACUGGACCGCAUUUCCCAUUUUGAAAGGACUUCAGUUUUUCCCAAGUGAGCAGGACAAUAUUAACAACAGAAAAUGGAGCCCUGAUGUUGUAUCAAUCACACUUCACCUGCAUUUGGGCAGCGAGGGUGGAGCCAUCCGAAUGCCUAACUAAGACCUCAGAGCAGCCAGGACUGUUGUGUGUGGAUUGAUGUUUCUAUGUAGUGUGUGUGCGAGCGCAGUGCAGCCUUGGAUCCAUCGUGGCACCACAGUCCGCCCGGGCGCCCUGCCUUCGGGCCGGAGACGCUCCAAACCAGCAACUACUCUCUGGUGUUACUGAUUCAGCUCAGCCUGCUCUCCUUCGACCUGUUUGUCAACUCCUUCAGCGAGCUGCUCAGGGCUGAGCCGGCUGUUCAGCUGGUACUUUUCAUCAUCCAGGACAUUGCCAUCCUGUUUAACAUGAUCAUCAUUCUGUUGAUGCUGUUCAACACGUUUGUGUUCCAGGUCGGCCUGGUCGCCAUCUUGCUGGAGCGGUUUAGAGCUCUGCUAAUACUCUCUGCUCUCUAUUUGACCUUCAGUAUCAUACUCCAUUCCUGGCUCAUGAAUCUGCGUUGGCUAAAUACCAACAGAUUUAUUUGGACAGACGGCCUUCAGGUGCUUUUUGUGUUCCAAAGAACAGCAUCUGUGUUGUACUACUACUUGUACAAGAGGACCUCAGAGUAUCUGGGCGACCCUCGCCUCUACGAGGACUCACCGUGGCUGCGAGAAGUCUACGCUCGGGUCAGACACUGACCCCACUGCAACAGCGCAUGAUGCCACAGAGGCCAGAAUUGGUAUAAAAAUGGCACAAUAAAAAAUGCACAUGUGGAAAGCAAAUAUGUUACAACAAAGUGCACAUUUAAAAUAAAACAAAAAAAAAGGCUACUUCAAAAUAAAAUGCUUUUCCAACCACAACACCAAUUACAUAUUGAGAACACAAAUUUUUCAAUUUAAAAUAAAACAUGCAUUCAGUGCAAAAUAUGCAUUAUGAAUGUAUUUGACAGAAAAUGUAGCCAAUAAAUAUAUAUUCCACACAACAUUCCCUUCCAGCGCAGGAAGGAUUGUGCCAAAAUCUGGUAAGACGUUUUCAAACACCAGAACGUCUCAUCAGGCUUGUUUUGCUGUUCAGAUUGAAAAAAUGAAAAAUGUGAUCAUGAUUUUAAAAAAUAUAUAUAUAUAUUAUGUUGAUACCAGUCACCACAUGCCCUUUUUCUUUUCUUUUGUUAAUGCUGUACAUUUUUUAAGACCACGUUGCAGUUGUUUUAUAUACAUUUGAGACUAUUUAAAUUUCUUUGAAUCUGUGUGUCAUGUCAAUAAUGAACUUUAUUAUGGCUUGG